AUGGAAGGUUCAAACAGUGAAGACAAAGCUAAACCGCCUGGGGAGCGCGAAGAAAAGAGUGACGAACCCCCUCUCCUACACAACAGAAAACCUUUCUUUUUAUCGAAGAGGAAGUCCAAAUCGUACGAAUCGCAGAUCCAAGGUGUGUUGUUAAGAUUGCUGAUAAUGCGUGGGUACCGAGUUGUAGUAAAAAAGCCAAAGAUCGCGAAGAAGUCGCUUCCGUUUUUGACGAUCUUGUCGCUCCAUCGCGAGACACAAACGAUUUACUUCAAAAAGGAGUUGGAGGACAGAUGUAAACAACUCGAGUCAAAGAAAGAAGGCCUUUCGGGCUAUUCCCAUCAAAAGGUCAUGAAGUACACACAACGAAAUCGAAUUGCGCUCACGUGUAAUUACUUACUUAAACUCCUCUGUGAAGACAACUUUGCGUAUAAAGAGCGGAAGUCCAAAGAAAGUAUCGAGACUGUUCAACUUGUUAAAUUCAGUGAGUUAUGGUCUGAGAAGUGGGGGGUGUGUGUAUGCGACAGAGAUAUUGUAAGAAUAGGUGAAGACAUGAUAGCGUUCAUAACUGAAACCUUCGACAAAGUUGGCUGUGAACAAAUUGUCUUUGGAAAGGAAUAUUACUAUGGGUAUGAGUCUAUCAAUCACCUUGAGAUUUAA
This is a messenger RNA of Entamoeba invadens IP1, 657 nucleotides long. RefSeq lists its product as hypothetical. The transcript has a single exon. The coding region runs from base 1 to 657 and encodes 218 amino acids. The record is from RefSeq and is a predicted model, not a curated record. Lineage: Eukaryota; Evosea; Mastigamoebida; Endamoebidae.